AUGGAUCUGAGCAGCUUGAAAGACCAAGUGAGCAAUCUCACGCUCUACGACCUCAAGGCCGGAUUCCGCAAAGCCCAAAAUGCCGUCAUGAACUACACUGAGAUGGAGGCCAAGGUGCGCGAGGCUACAAACAACGAACCAUGGGGCGCCUCGUCGACUGCAUUACAAGAGAUUGCCAAUGCGACGUUCAACUACCAACUACUCAAUGAGAUCAUGCCCAUGAUCUACAAGCGUUUCACGGAAAAGGCUUCGGAAGAGUGGCGACAGAUCUACAAGGCUUUGCAACUUCUCGAAUACCUGAUCAAACACGGCUCGGAGCGAGUAAUUGAUGAUGCCCGUUCUCAUGUGUCACUGCUCAAGAUGCUGCGACAGUUCCACUACAUCGACCAGAACGGCAAAGAUCAGGGCAUUAAUGUACGGAACCGCGCCAAAGAACUGGCCGAGCUCCUCAGCGAUGUCGACCGUAUCCGAACCGAGCGCAAGAAGGCCCGCGCGAACCGGAACAAGUUUGGCGGCGUCGAAGGUGGAGCGGGCAUGGGCGGCUUCUCUGGAAGUGGAGGCAGCAGAUAUGGUGGUUUUGGCAGCGAGUCGGCAGACUAUGGUGGUUACAGAGGAGAGGUCUAUGGAGAUGGUGGUGGCUUCGGGGGCAAUCAGUCAGGCUUCGCGGACACACAACAGCGACGGGAGCGAUUCGACGAGUACGAUGAGUACGACGAAGGUGAGAGCGCAAGCCCUGCGCCUGCACGAAGAAAAGAACCCGCAGCAAGCCGAAAAGAGGUCAAGAAGGAGGAGCCAAAGGCGAAGGCGCCAGAGCCAGUGGUCGAUCUGCUGGCUUGGGAUGAUGAGCCUGCGCCAGCCUCAACCUCCGCUGGCAAGAAGCCUGUUACCGCUGCAAAUGACGACUUUGGAGACGACGAUGAUUUCGACGACUUCCAGUCUGCAGCACCCGCGGUACCCGCAGCCAAGCCAGCUGCUGCGGCUUUCAACAUGGCCCCUCCAGCGUCUACGUCCACCAUCACUUCCUCGACCCAAUUCGCCGCACCACAAGCUCAGUCUGCUUCACAGAACAACAACUUGAGCAACUUGUUUGCUACGGUCUCGCCACCACCUGCUGCAAACAAAAUGAGCAGUCCACCAUCUGUGGUUUCGCCCAUCUCCCAGCCGCCCCAGCCAUCCGGAUACCAAGCAACAGGUCCAAACUACUUCACAUCUGUACCUCAGCCCACCCCUCAGUCAGGAGCCUCGACACCUUCUACCAUGUCCUCGGGCGGCCGCAUUGGAGGUGGAGCUGCUCCCAAGAAAGCUGGAGGCGACGCCUUCGCCUCGUUGCUUGGUGGGGUUGCACCUAAGAAGGCUUCUACGCCCACGCAAAAGGUCACUAUGGGUGAUUUGGCCAAACAGAAGACGUCCCAAGGGCUAUGGGGAGCUCCUGCAUCUUCCGCUUCUAGCACGCCUGCUGCCCAAACACCACAGUCGGGCUCUAAGCCUAGCGGUGCCCUAGGUGACUUGUUGGGGUGA
Bipolaris zeicola 26-R-13 is the source of this 1518-nucleotide messenger RNA. RefSeq lists its product as uncharacterized. Gene Ontology annotation, molecular function: clathrin binding; phospholipid binding. The transcript is spliced from 5 exons. Bases 1 to 1518 code for a protein of 505 amino acids. Gene Ontology annotation, cellular component: clathrin vesicle coat; plasma membrane; endosome. Gene Ontology annotation, biological process: Golgi to endosome transport; endocytosis. Lineage: Eukaryota; Fungi; Ascomycota; Dothideomycetes; Pleosporales; Pleosporaceae. The record is from RefSeq and is a predicted model, not a curated record.